UUUGGCGCCAUCCAAGGCGCCAUUUUUCACCAAGGCGCCGUCAAUGAUAACCAGUUGAACGGAAAGCGAUUCCUUCGAUGCCCAGCUGCCGUUACAGUGAGCCUUUUGAAGCGUCUUAUUCGUGGAAAAUACGGGCUAGAUACUAAUCACGCUCUAGAUAUUCUCUGUGGAGACUCUUUUCUGUGCGACGAAUAUUCCCUAGUGGACCUAGCUUACAUCUAUAACUGGCGGCGGAAAGGUCCCAUGAGACUGAAGUAUCGUAUUUACCAAAAGGUGCAGAAUUCCACUUCUCUGACCAAUGGCACCUGUGUUAAUGAAGAACUUCCACAAAAAAUUCCAACAACAAACAAACAAGAGACGUUGGACGAGGAGAAAAAGAUAACGAAUGAAGUCCAACUUGAAAUCAGUGAAACUACUAUGAGUGUCUUGAAUGUAGUUGCAAGAAAUGGCAUUACAGAAGAUAUUGACGCCCGGUUUCCAGUUCUGUCAGCGAAAAAACCGCGAUCUGACGAGAAAAAUUCUCCUUCGCCCAAACCAGAGCCGGGCAUUGAAUCAGCGCCGAUACAGAUUCCCACCCUUUCACCUCCUGAUAUUUCUGUUAAUAGCAAACCAGAAACCCCGGUGGAUUGUGCGACUUCUAUUGAUGUCAAAACGGGAGUUCCUGAUGAAGUAAAAAAGGCGUCUGAUGUUAGUGAGAGUUCUACUGCAGCUACGACGGAAAUCGCUGGUAAUUCUUCUGUCUCACAUCCCGUUGUAUCGGUUCGCAAUAAACUCACUGUGUUAACGGUUUCUCAGUCAAAAAGACAACCAUCGCCCAGUUUGGCUGCUGAGGAUGCGGCUGCUCGCCUAAAGCAUCUACUGAACCCCAUUUCUUCAGCAUCUGGUACAACGACGUCCCAAUCUUCUAGGGACAGUUCUAUUCAGCCACUAAGAUUUCCAGCUGCAGCAUGGCUUAAUCUGGCGAGAGGGGUGCCAAAUCGCCCAGCUCCGCUAACACUAGCAUCAGGCUCGCCAUUUAGCAAUCGACCUCCGAUUUCGCCAGCUCAUUUCAUAUCCAGCUUUAUAGCCUCCCACCCGCAUUAUCCCUACCUCUCUCCGUUGGGUCUUCCUCCUCCAUCGGAUGGAAAGAAAUCUCUUCCCUCUUCGACGGCGUCGUCGUCAUCAUCGUCGUCUUCUUCGUCAGCCGUUUCCCAGCAAACGCACAAGUCGACCAGCCCAAGGACGUCUAACAACUUCCCCACACCUACUUUUAACCUGAAUGCUUUACAGCAGUGUACUUACCCAUCGAGCCUGUCCCCUUUGUUACCAAAUCUUCCACGUGAAUUGGUCGGUUCAUUUUACCAUUCAUCGUAUGUCCCUCGGCCUUUCAUGUCAAAUCGUGGAAGCCCCCACAUUUCUCCAAAAUCUCUUUCUUCUUCUUCUUCAUCUGUUAAUAACAAUAGUGGUGGAGGUUUUCAUCCCUCUAUGCCUCCGACUGUGACGACGACGACAACCAACAGUCCUUCUUCUACGACGGGAAAGAAAUCAUCGCCUGGUUUACGACCGCUUGUACCCCGACGAACUGUUGCCCCACCUCCCCCUUUAGUACCUAUUGGGACUACCCCUAGUUCUGUGCGUUCACCUCCAACACUUCUCCCCAUUAAUGAAGUCGUCGAAAAAGACUUGUCUGCUGCUAAAACAACCCCUUCUCCCACAGCUUCGAACUGCAAAACAGUCGUGGAAAGCAUUGUUACUCGGAUGGACGAAGACAUCAAAAGCGACGCAGCUUCUAAACCGAGUGAUUGCGAACCUGUUACAGCUGAACAAGAAAAUCAACAUUCUCCUCGCCAAGAAAACGGCAAAGCAGAAGUGGAUUGUGGGAAAGUCGAUGCUCUGAAAAUAUUGCCAUCCGAAUGUUCGGUUAGUAAAACUGCGUCGGAUAAUGUCAAUUCAGAACUAGAAAACCAAUCAGAUUCCAAGGUAGAAGUUGCUGCCACGACUCCGUCUUAAAGCUCCAAAAGAAAAAAGACGAGCUCACCAGUGAUGGGAAGUGUGCGUAGCGUCAUUUUGUACAUAUCCAAUAAUACCAAUAUCCGGCUACUUCGCCCACUUCCUAAGACAAAUUUCAGUAUAACGUAAGAUCUGAUCUAUUAUUUAUCAUUAGACCGUUUUAUUGAUUUCAGUACGGCGGCAACUUUUUCAUCCCUUGUAUUUUCUUUUUUUCCUCGUUUCACCUUCUUCAUCCGCAACUGUAUGCGCGGCUUUAUCGCCUUGUGGUCACGUUCAAUCUGUAUAGAAAGAGUGCGAUAUUUGUACACUGAGAGAGUGGAGACGAAGGUCUUCAAUGCCUUCGUAACUAUCACUGUACUUCGUGCGUUAGUUUGUUUCCCUUUUUUUGUAAUCCUAGUUUUAACUAAGGAGAAUACACGAGAAAAUUCGAUUAUAA
This is a messenger RNA of Daphnia magna, 2425 nucleotides long. RefSeq names its product mucin-5AC-like. Gene Ontology annotation, molecular function: promoter-specific chromatin binding. Gene Ontology annotation, cellular component: PRC1 complex. Lineage: Eukaryota; Metazoa; Arthropoda; Branchiopoda; Diplostraca; Daphniidae. Gene Ontology annotation, biological process: negative regulation of transcription by RNA polymerase II. The record is from RefSeq and is a predicted model, not a curated record.